Morone saxatilis (striped sea-bass) is the source of this 4667-nucleotide messenger RNA. It is a transcript of the gene ttc21b, whose product is annotated as tetratricopeptide repeat domain 21B. The coding region runs from base 140 to 4093 and encodes 1317 amino acids. Lineage: Eukaryota; Metazoa; Chordata; Actinopteri; Moronidae. Gene Ontology annotation, biological process: intraciliary retrograde transport; protein localization to cilium. The transcript has 29 exons. Gene Ontology annotation, molecular function: protein binding. The record is from RefSeq and is a predicted model, not a curated record. Gene Ontology annotation, cellular component: intraciliary transport particle A.
AGGACAAGAUGGCGAAAACACAAAACUGUAUUAAAACUAUAUGGAGGUCGUUCUUAUACUAAAGUACAACGCAGACAGGAUAAAUUAGCAGUUAUUUUCACACCAGUUUACUGUUGAAGCACAAAGCGUCUCGGCCAAGAUGGAGGACGAAGAGACAGCGUUGACUUUGCUCAGGUACUAUUGCUAUGAAAAGUAUUUCAAUCACGCUGUGAACGCUGCAGCAGCUGCGCAGAGGAAAUUCAGCAGUGCUCCUAUCUACAGUUUUUUCCAUGCAUAUGGGAACCUAAUGCAAGAUCAAAUCCGAGAAGCCUCAGUAGAGUUGGAGACAAUAAGAGAUAGUCGAGACGUGUCUCUCUGCUCAUUAAUGGCCCUUGUUUAUGCUGAGAAAAAGAAGACAAACCCAGACAGAGAAGUCAUUCAAGAACUCGAUGCUAAGGUCAAAGAAGAUCGUAAAAGUGCAUCUCCCAAGAGUCUGUACUAUGCUGGGAUGUUUCUCUGGCUAUUGGGGCGAAAUGAUAAGGCGAGGGAGUACACAGAGAGGAUGAUCAAACUCUCCAACGGCUCUAGAGAGGGGAUAAUCCUAAAAGCCUGGAUAGAUGUGACAUCUGGGAAAGACACCUAUGCCAGAAAGGCUGGAAAAUACUUCGACGAGGGACUGAAAGAGAAAGCAGAUGUUUUUGCCCUGAUGGGAAAGGCACAAUACUAUGAAUAUCGUCAGAACUACUCCGGAGCAUUGGAGAUGGUUAACCAGGUCAUUGUUAGUUUCCCUGGGUUCUUGCCUGCCCUCAUCAAGAAGAUGAAACUGUUGCUCAGCCUUCAAGACUGGGAGCAAACCACAGAUGCAGCACACAGGCUUUUACAGAAGGAUAAAAAUAACCCGGAGGCACUACGGAUGCUAGCUCUACAUUCUUUAUGUAGAGAUGGAGAUAUUACAGAGUCAGUAAAGCAGCUUUCAAACCUCAUCAGCAGCCUGGAGAUCCUGGAACCACACAACCCAGAGCUGUUCUACAGGAUGUCUCUGGCCUUCACCCGUGUUUGUGGACGAAAUGAGAAGCUGAUUGAGCAGACGUUUAGGAUGGUGGAAAGAGCCUUCUCUGUGGCAUCGGGUGACUCUGAUUUAGCCACAGAGUUGGGCUACCAGAUGGUGCUUCAGGGCAGAAUCAAGGAUGCCAUGAAGUGGUACAAGACUGCCAUGACUUUGGAUGAGACAAGUGUUUCUGCUUUGACUGGUAUAAUUCGCUGUCAGCUGAUAGAGGGCCACCUUGAAGAUGCAGAACAACAGUUGGAAUUUCUCACAGAGAUUCAACAGUCUAUUGGAAAAUCAGGGGAGCUACUGUACCUCCGUGCUGUUCUGGCAGUGAAAAAGCACCGGCCCCAGGAAGAGGUGACCAAUCUGUUGAAUGAUGCUGUGGACACACACUUCUCCAACCUGCAGGGUCUGCCUCUGGGAGUGGAGUACUUUGAGAAGCUGAACCCUGACUUCCUGUUGGAAAUUGUCAAAGAGUAUCUGGCUCUCUGUCCUGCUAAGCCUCCAUCCCAGGGCCAACCUCCUGCUCCUCAGCUGCAGCACUGUGCCACAUUGUUGGAUACUGUGGUCAAGAUUGUGCCAGGUCUUCCUCAAGGGGUCUUCCUGCUCGCCAAAGUCAGAUAUCAGUCUGGUGACGUUGACGCUGCUCAGAGCAGUCUACAACACUGUCUGGACCAGUGUCCUUCUCAUGCAGACGCUCAUCUGCUAAUGGCACAGAUCCAUCUUCUGCAGGGUAACUUCACAUUGUGUUCCCAGUCUCUUGAACUCUGCCUCAGCCAUAACUUUGAGAUCCGAGAACAUCCGUUGUACCACCUGAUCAAGGCUCAGGCUCAGAAGAAAAUGGGUGAGCUGACGGAAGCCAUUCAGACAUUGCAGAUGGCCAUGAGUCUUCCAGGUGUCCGCAGAGCUGGAUCCUCGUCCAAAUCCAAGAACAAGAAGAUUGAGCUCAGUCCUGCUGACUGUGUCUCUGUCUUCUUGGAGUUAGCUGAGGCCCUGUGGCUCAACGGAGAACAGCAUGAAGCAGCAAAGGUGAUGCAGGAUACCAUCAACGAGUUCUCGGGAACCCCAGAGGAGCUACGUGUCACCAUUGCCAAUGCAGACCUGGCCCUGCUGCGUGGUGACACCGAGCUGGCGCUGAGUAUGCUCAGAAACAUUACCCCUGAGCAGCCCUACUACAUCCAAGCCAAGGAGAAAAUGGGAGACAUAUAUCUGAACCACAGGAAAGAGAAACGUCUGUAUGCAAGCUGUUACAGAGAAAUGGUGGAGAAGCUGCCCAGUCCUCACACAUACCUCUUACUAGGUGAUGCCUACAUUAACAUUCAAGAACCAGAGAAAGCCAUUGAGGUUUAUGAGCACGCUCUGAAGAAAAACCCCAAAGAUGGUGCUUUAGCCAGCAAGAUCGGAAAAGCCCUGGUCAAGACUCACAACUACGUCAAGGCAAUAAAUUACUAUGAGGCGGCCCUGAAGACUGAGCAACAGAACUUCCUGCGCUAUGACCUAGCUGAGCUGCUGAUGAAGAUGAAGCAAUAUGAGCGCUGUGAGAGAGUCCUGCAUGAAGCCCUGGCCCAUGAACCAGUAAAUGAACUGCAGGCGCUCUCAGAUGACUGCCGUUACCUGGUCCUGUUGGCAAAGAUCCAAAAUAAGGUUGACAAAAAUGAGGAAGCUUUACUUUCCCUACAAAGAGCCCGGGAUGUGCAGGCCAAGGUGCUGAAGCGGGUGCAGUUGGAGCAGCCUGACGCCGUCCCCAUGCAGAAGCAGCUUGCUGCAGAGAUCUGUGCUGAGAUCGCUAAACACUACACAAGUCAGAGGGGCUAUGAGAGAGCAGUCAAAUUCUACAAAGAAGCUCUUGUGUAUUGUGAGACGGAUCGCAAGGUGAUGCUGGAGUUGGCACGGUUGUACCUUACUCUAGAUGAGGUUGAUGCGUGCCAGGAGCAGUGCAGCAUCAUUUUGAAGAAUGACCAGUGCAACGAAGAUGCAACUCUGAUGAUGGCUGACAUUAUGUUCAGGAAGCAGGACUAUGAACAGGCAGUUUUCCACUUUCAACAACUCCUGGAGCGCAAACCAGACAACUACCCAACACUGUCACGUCUUAUUGACUUAUUGAGGCGGGCCGGGAAGUUGGAAGAAGUUCCCAGAUUUAUUGAUAUGGCAGAAAAACAUUCUUCCAGGACGAGGUUUGACCCUGGGUUCAACUACUGCAAAGGACUUUAUCUUUGGUUCACAGGAGAACCUAAUGAUGCCCUGCGACACUUUAACAAAGCACGGAAAGACAAUGAUUGGGGUCAAAACGCAGUGUAUAACAUGAUUGAAAUCUACCUAAACCCUGACAACGACACCAUUGGAGGAGAAGUAUUUGAGAAUUUAGAUGGUGAAAUCGGGAACUCCACAGAGAAGCAGGAGUCAGAGCAGGUCGCUGUGAGAACAGCCGAGAAGCUGCUGAAGGAGUUAAAGCCUCAGACACCGGGUGGACACACACAGCUCCGUAUCCUGGAGAACUACUGCUUUCUGGCCACUAAGCAGAAGACCAAUGUAGAGAAAGCCCUCAGUGUUUUCACAGAGAUUGCAAACAAUGAGAAAGACCACGUGCCGGCACUGUUGGCCAUGGCGACCGCUUAUAUGAUGCUAAAACAAACUCCUCGCGCCAGGAACCAGCUCAAACGCAUAGCUAAGAUGAACUGGAGCAUUGUUGACGCCGACGAGUUUGAGAAGAGCUGGCUGCUCUUGGCAGACAUCUACAUCCAUUCGGGGAAGUAUGACAUGGCUGGGGACCUCUUAAAGAGAUGCCUCAAUCAUAACAAGUCAUGCUGUAAGGCUUAUGAAUAUAUGGGCUACAUAAUGGAAAAAGAACAGGCAUUCCGUGAUGCAGCACUCAACUAUGAACUGGCUUGGAAAUAUGGAAAUCGGACUAACCCAACGAUUGGAUACAAGCUUGCCUUCAACUACUUAAAAGCAAAGAGGCAUGUUGAUGCCAUAGACGUGUGUCAUAAGGUUCUGGUUGCUCAUCCAAAUUAUCCAAGAAUGAGAAAGGACAUCCUGGACAAAGCUCGUGUAGCACUGAGAUCUUAGUGUUGGAACUGUGUGUGAGUGUGAGAGAGAGAGUGAGAGAUGAAGCCAGUACUUCUGUUGCUUUUAUUGAAUCCACUUUUAUUGUUUGGCUUUUACUGUCAAGUUAAAAGAAUGUGUGUUUUUUUUUUUGUUUUUUUUUAUUAUUUCUUUGGGAAAACCCCCUAAACACGUUGCUAUGUACAUUUUUUUUGAGUAUAUGAAUAGUUGGGUGCUGGCAAUCCUGAGGGAAAUCACAGUGCAGAGGGGUUCAGACAUGUGCAGACAUUUUUUUUUCUUUCUUUCCUCACAAAGCCAAAAAAGCAUAAAAGGAUAGAAAAUAUGUGGAUCUUGCAGAACAGCACUGUCUAAAACUCAUAAUUUAAGUUUUAUUUUUCAGAAAUUGAAACGUGCUCCCCUUCCUGUUAGACAUCUGUUUAUUUGAGACAGGACAUAUUCAUAUUGUAUUUGAUAUAAUUCCCUACUGUUCAUAAAAAUCAAUAUUGAAACGUUUUAUCUUGUGGUGAAUAUCAUCAGGAUGCAGAUAAAUGCCUAUAUUUGUAAUACUGAAAAGCUUAUAUUUCAAAAUAAAACUAUU